Molecule: messenger RNA, 975 nt
Organism: Camponotus floridanus (Florida carpenter ant)
Lineage: Eukaryota; Metazoa; Arthropoda; Insecta; Hymenoptera; Formicidae
Exons: 1
Coding region: 1-975 (324 amino acids)
Source: RefSeq, a predicted model, not a curated record
AUGUCCAUUCACCUACUGGCGGCUAAAAGCAAGGUCGCGCCAAUAAAGCUCGUGACGCUUCCACGGCUGGAACUCUGCGCUGCAUCGUUGCUGACGAGUCUCGUACGGCACCUCCGGUCUUCACUCGACUUACCAUCGGCACCAGUAUACCUCUGGUCCGACUCCCGAGUCGUCCUUCACUGGAUCAAAGGCCACGCAUCUCGGUGGAAAACCUACGUGGCCAACCGAGUGUCGCUGAUUCAGCAGCGGCUCCCCGAAGCUCAAUGGAGGCACGUUCCAGGCCAAGAGAAUCCUGCCGAUUGUGCAUCCAGAGGGAUCGCACCGAGGGACCUGCUGAACCACCCCCUCUGGUGGACCGGCCCGGCCUGGCUGCUCAAGAGUCAGUCGCUAUGGCCGGACAGCAACGACCAGACAUCGGUAGGAAACGUUCCUGAAACGAGAAUGAUUGUAUUAGUCGCCACCAGCAAGGACAGAACGGAGCCGGAAACCCUUCUCCAGUUUUCAACGCUGCAUAGGCUCUUACGUGUCUCUGCCUGGUGCCUUCGUUGGCGCCGAACUUCUCGCCAUUCUUCAAACACUGCUCUGCUCCCGGACGAACUCGACUCCGCUUUCCUCCGUUGGCUUAGUGUCGUCCAGGGAAUCCACUACUCUGCUGAGCUCGCCGCCGUGCGGGAAUCUCGCCCAAUGCCUCACGGCAGUCACCUGGCCAGGCUGCACCCCUUCAUCGACGACAAGGGAGUCCUGCGCGUCGGUGGUCGCCUGAAACACGCCAUACUGACCUUCGAUGAACGGCACCCCAUGAUAGCUCCGCCCACCUCAUGGCUCACCCAGCUCCUGGUGGAAUCCUGCCACCGCCGGACGCUGCAUGGAGGCACGCAGCUCACUCUGGUGCUCCUCCGCCUCCGCUUCUGGGUUCCGCAAGGUCGAGCCGUGGUCAAACGGAUCCUGCAUCGAUGCGUGACUUGCACCCGCUGA